CGCCCGAACUCCAGUCUUGCUCGGAGGUUUUGUUGGAGGCAGCUGUACGUUGCUGACGAAGUUCGACCCAGUGCCCCGUGAACCUCGCCUGUCGAAACUAGACCAGUGCACAAGGUUAGGGCCCGCCCUCGUCGGAGAUCGCGCCGGCGUGCGCGCACCUUGCGGCCCGGAGCGCAUGCGCCCGCAGUCGAGCGCCGCGCCGCGGUUCCCGGCGAACGAGCGCGCGAGCCGGACGCGGCAGCGUCGCGGCGCUCUCGAGCGGCGAAGCCACGCGAGGAGGCGGCGGCGGCGGCGUCGGCGGCGCCUAGCGUUGAGACGACCAAGACGACGACGCGACAAGGCCGCCCAACGCGGGGCCGAUGAGCGGCGGCGGCUCGAGCCCGGGGCCCUGCUCUGGAGCCGGGCCCCCCGCGCUGCUUCGACCCUCACCCGCCGCGGCGAAGACGGAGGCGGCGGCGGCACCUGUUGUCGCCGCUGCCGGCCACCGCCGGCUGCUGUGCUGACGCCGCGCUCACGCGCCGCCGCGGCCGCCUGUUGCUUCUCGGCGGCAGCAGCAGCUGGAAGAGGCCAGCAGGCCCACCACUCGCGGCGCACCACGACGCGGACCAUGCGCCCCGGCAACGGAGGACUGUCGCCGCUGCAGCUAGGCUUCUGCGCCAACCUGCUGUGGAUCGCCGUGCUGCUCACCGCGCCUCAGGACUCUGAACAAGGCCCGCACGAGCGGCGGCUUCUGACAGACCUGCUGGCCAACUACAACACCCUGGAGCGGCCCGUGCUCAACGAGUCCGAGCCGCUCCUCCUCAGCUUCGGGCUCACACUGCAGCAGAUCAUAGACGUCGACGAAAAGAAUCAACUAAUUAUUACAAAUAUCUGGUUAACAUUGGAUUGGAUAGACGUGAACCUACGGUGGAACCCAAAAGACUACGGCGGAGUGCAGGACCUGCGUAUUCCGCCAAACAAAAUCUGGAAGCCGGACGUGCUUAUGUACAACAGUGCGGACGAAAAGUUCGACGGCACGUACCCGACCAACGUGGUCGUGCGGAGCAACGGCAGUUGCAACUACAUCCCUCCUGGCAUCUUUAAGAGCACUUGCAAGAUUGACAUCACGUGGUUCCCUUUCGACGAUCAGAAGUGCAACCUGAAGUUCGGCUCUUGGACCUAUCACGGUUAUCAGCUGGACCUUCGUGUCAACAGCGAGGAUGGCGGGGAUUUGUCCACUUACAUCCCCAAUGGCGAGUGGGACCUGAUAGGCGUGCCGGGAGUGCGUAACGUUCGCGAGUAUGCCUGCUGUCCGGAGCCGUACAUCGACAUCACGUACACCAUCCACAUCCGGCGGCGCACGCUCUACUACGGCUUCAACCUCAUCAUUCCCUGCGUGCUCAUCUCGUCCAUGACUCUGCUCGGUUUCACGCUGCCCCCCGACACCGGCGAGAGGCUUACCCUGGGUGUAACCAUUCUGCUGUCCCUGACGGUAUUCAUGCUCCAGCUCGCCGAGACCAUGCCUCCGACGUCCGAUGCUGUCUCCAUUAUAGGAACCUAUUUUGCCUGCAUCAUGAUCAUGGUUGCCUUCUCGGUAGUCAUGACCGUGGUGGUCCUGAACUAUCAUCACAGAAAUCAAGAGACGACCGAAAUGCCUGCUUUGAUUCGCACGGUGUUCCUCGUGUGGCUCCCGUGGCUUCUGCGCAUGGAGCCUCCAGGCCAAAAGGCGAACCGGCGCAGCCUCUUCCUCAACAACAAGAUGAAAGAGCUCGAGCUGAAGGAGCGCUCGUCGCGGAGUCUGCUGGCCAACGUGCUGGACAUCGACGACGACUUCCGCACGGCCAACAGCGCCGCCGCCAGCGACUGCCACGGGACUCGAACCCCGUACCUAGGUGGAGGCGGCGGCGGCGGGGCGUCCACGGUGCACGCCUGCGUCCACUCGUCGCGUGAACUGAACUUGAUCUUGCGUGAGCUGCGCUUCAUCACGAGCCGCAUGCGUAAGGACGAGCAAGAGCGGGAAGUCGUUGGCGAGUGGAAGUUCGCGGCCAUGGUCGUCGACCGCGUCUGCCUCAUCAUUUUCUCCUUGUUCACCAUCAUCUCCACCUGCGCCUGCCUCUUCUCGGCGCCUCAUCUGGUGGCCUAGCGCACCCUGCUUCUAGGACAGCAUGUUUUCCGCUACCAGCUCCCUCCACCGGUGGCCGGCGGUCUUCCUCUCGGAGAGUUUCUUCACUGCGUUCUUCCGCGCGAGCCCGCUUGUGCGGGCUCUCGCGGGAGAACGCAUCUCGUGAAGAUUCCAGGUGACUCCUUUGUCGCAACACCCCGUCGAGUCCUGUCCGGGUCCCCACGCCUUCGAGUGCGAAGAGAUGCAGCGCAAGAUACGUACGAUGCGACGGCGUCUCGUACCGCGAGGUACUUUCGUGUGGGGGAGGAGAAAGACACGUGGAAGUCGAACGAGCUGGUUUUUAAGUCUCCAUUGUGUGCCAAUCACGAGCCGCCACUGGUGCGAAAGCGUCGGACUAUCUCGGAGCAUUUGGUAGCACCGUCCGAAGCUGGUGCCUUGGCCGUCACUUCAAUUCUAUAUAGGAUAAAAUAACUGCGCGUUAGCUGCCAAACUGCAUGAAGGGUCAAGCAGACGCACCAACCGAACCACAAGAAGGGAGAAAACGCACAGGCUUCCUUCUCUAGGAGCUUCAAGAUCGUGGAACGUGCGUCGUAACACGAUGCUUCUGAUUACAUGCCUGUCCGCCGUCAUGACUGGCUGGCCGGAGUUGGAUAAGCCACCCCAUCUUCGCAGCGGUUCCCCUUUCUUUCGUCGGUGAAUGGUGCGUAUGAGUAAAGAAAAAUAGGGACAAUGCGUGUGUGUUAGGCUGCAUAAACUUGUCAGUGAGCGCGUACAUGCCAAAACAGUGACUAUCGUAGAACUGCGUAUUGUUUUCACAGUGUUCGUUUACCUGUUGUCCUGUUUGAAGUGAGCGUUCCGAAAUGGACUUCUUUAAUCAUAGAGCAGUUGUUCCAUAUGUCUAGUCACCCGGCAUCGUGUACAGCGUAGCUCGAUCUGGCAAAACCUGUUUGGACUUUGCCAAAUGGAGGCAUGCGGCUUAUACUUCUGGCCCGGCUUCCGCCGUCUACAGUGAGCACAUGCCCGCGACUGGUUAAAGCACUGUAUCUCCACGUGGUGUUAGCUAACUGUAGACGUUUCGGUGCUUUGAAAAACUGCUCUUCGGUGAUCGCCAACAAGUCGUGAGCUUUAGCUUCUAAAAUCCUGAAACAUGCUGGGAUUCCGGACGCGUAGGCGCAAUGUCGAAUAAACAGCGCUGCCGACAAACACCCUAACGAUAAAAAUAAUAAUGAUAUUCUCAGAGUCGCGUGCGUUUUUUGAACUACGUGUGUUUUUAUCAUCCACCUCAACAGUUGAUGUUAUCUUGUUAGCAAGUUAAGCAGUUAAAACGAAGAUAGCUUGUUUUACGUCUUACCGCGAAAGAACUAGUGUAGGACUUGGUGGAUCUAAGAUCGACUCCUUCGAUAAGCCUCGAGACCAAUUUCGUAGAUCUAGAAAAAGCUUGCAGUGGUUUCACUGGUGCACUCGUUAUGAUUCACCUUGCUCUGACAAAUGACUCAGUGACGCGCUGGCAACAUCACAGUACGUUUUUUCUGUUAAUUUUUAUCCAUGCGCUUCUACGCAGGUUCUCACGUAGGAAACGGUUGAACUCUGCAUUUAUUUCAACAUAAAACUAGCCGUGUUAAUAAAUCUAGGCGGAGGCCCUUGAUCCGAAUAUUAUUUUUAUAUUACUGAAGGCCGCAGUCGAAUGUAUACAACCGAUAUUUCUAAGCUUUGCCACGGGAAUUCUUCACGCUAUUAUUCACAAAUAUUUAAGAUACGCACUUAACCGACGGCAGUGCUAAAACAUAUCAGUGUCGCCAUAUUCCGGUCUGCCGUCUCGUUCAACGCCCGUGACCAUUUAUCUGAAAGAAAGAAACAAAAGACAUUGGCCAAGAUACACGGUGACACGUGCUUAAGCUCAGGACAUCGCUUCUCGUCUUCUUUAGUCCUCGAUUCGAUAUGCUUAAUUUGACCUAGAUUCUGUCCGAUGGUCUCGCAUAGUUGUCAUCGUGUUUUCCGGGUAUCCUUGUAUUAGAAAAAUGCGCCAAAUGAGGCGGGCCUUGCGUUAUGGAUUGAAACGCGUCGUCUGAUAGCUGGGUCAAUGAAUCCAAGUUGCCGCUAUGGGUCGUCAGAAAAGAUAUCGUCGAAUGCAAAUGCAUCGUCACUGGUGGAGCAGAGCUAAUCGUAUGCUACACUCUGAGAAAAAAGGAGUCCUUGGACUCUUUUUUGGACAGUCAUACAUCCGACUCUCCAAAACAGAGUUAACGGGUCUCUUUCAAUAUAGUUAUAUAUGUUAGAGUUAUAUACGCGGCAAGAAAGAGUCAAAUGAAUCUUUCUUCCCUUCUUUCUUAGAGUGCAUGGUUUAUUUCGUGUAGAGAGAAGCCAUCCGAGCACGGUCUAACGCUAGUGUCUGGAAUCUCACACUAGGAAGAAACAUGCGUCAAGGUUUCUAGGAGCACCAAAUUUUAUGUGAAUGAGAGUUCCUACAAUUUGUGGGUGGUUUCACAGAGAAGGAAAGACAUGUAUAGGUUAGUGGAACUAGUAAAAUAGAAAAAAUAACAGUUUAAGCAACGGUACUCUAGUUCUAUAAGAUCUAAAUAUUAGAUGUCUCAGGGGGAGAAAGGAGGACAGCUUUCACGAAGAUGCAUCCAAGACGGCCAUAAGAACUUUGUUUGCUAAGGUUGGCUUGAUCGUGCAUAGGUUUUCAUUCAAAUUCAUUACUCGUCUCACCAGCUAGGUAUUUCGCCUUGCGAACUUCAAAUUCUUUAGAAAUAUGGAUGCCAGACGUCUUGUUCUAGGCCGUUCUUAAUCGUUGCUUCCUUCCGACUUAAGCAGUUUUGAGAGUUCCGAAAAUUUUCGGCUCGAAGUGUUAAAUAUGCAGAAGGGCUGCUUGCAGAAUUUCAAGUCGUACGUUUUUUUUUUGUAACUCAGAAGUCUGCGUAUAUUAUAAACCGUCCUGUCCCCUAUAUAAAGGCCAACUUGAUUUUAUUCUUCUUAGGGUUACGGUUGUUUCGCCGUUGAUCCGGGUUCUGCUAAAACAAAAUCGGCGAUUCUGCUGCCGAAGAGACCACAUGUAUGAGUUGACAUUGCUUUGCCCCCCUUUCUCAUUAUUGACUGUAUCACCGCUAUACAAGGUGGUGUCGCACGUCACUUUCGUUCGACCGAGUUAUAGACUCUCCACAGCGUCAUUCGUUGCACGGCGAAUCUAUUCUGUUUGUUGCAGCGUCAGCGUCCAGUGCUACGACCGAAUUUGCGUUAUCUUUUGAAUCAACCGCUCUAGGUACGGGACGUAUUGUCGAGUACUGUGAUGAUGAGGGUGCAUCACUCACGUUGGCCCUACAGGAGUUGAAGACAGCGGGAGCUCUUGUUCCCAUCCUACGCGGUAACCUUUAUCCCACAACCUUAACCCUAACCUACAUCCCGGGAACCUUGAAACGCACUGUAAUCGAUCCCAUCAUUCAACGCUCAAUCGAUGCAUGUCGCACUCACGUCACCUUUAUGACAUGUGCUUGAUGUGGUAAUACAAUGCAUGAUACCGACCCUAAUGUUGACUUCUGUCUGCUCCAGUGAGUUAUUUUCACGGUCGUUAAAGAGCACCUACGCUGAUUGCAGGUAGCCGUUGCGUUUCACUAGGCAUCUGCCUGUCAUGCUGUCUCAUAGUGACCGAGAUUCCUGCGGUGCGGCUAACACAAGGACUAGGUUUCAAGGUGGCUGGCUAUUCACCACGAAGUCGUUUUAAGAAUGAACACAGCGUCCACAGGAGGAUUAUAAAUUGUGCACAUGUACAACGCGUGCAACCCUAUGACAACAACACAUGAUCACGUUUCUGUGGGCUGGCAUCAAUGCUUCUGUGAUACAACGUUGUGUUCUUCCAUGCGUGCGUCUGAUAAACAACGUUUGUUCGUCGUUUCUCGCGCGCUUUUCCCUUAGGAAAAUAAUUUGCGCCCACUUCACGCGUGGGCCAGUCUCGCCCUCUCCGGUGCCUGUUUCCAUGUUCGUUCCCACUACCGAGUGCUAAUCACGUGAAGCCAUACCAGACAACCAUACUGCGGUGCGACAUCGCCAUGUAACGCUCGCGUCAACGUCAUUCGCUUCUCUUGUUAGCUGCGUGAUCAGCUUCGAGAAGGAGCAGCGAUCAGCGCGCCAUCUCUGACGCCGUGGCAGCGCUUUUAUCAUACAUCCAGUGGUGUGCACCGUGGCCUCCGCGAUUAGCUCCGGCGACGAGCAGCGGCGCGUAGUUGGAACGGAUCACGGAGGCCACGUGUGCACCAAGGAGGCUUUAAAAAAAGUGUUGGAGUGGAAGCUCUCGCACCGCCUUACCGGCUAAAGUGAAGCCAGCGAUUGCGCACCCUUUAUCUCGGAAAUACGCUCUUUUCGGGUUGUGCCCGCUUAGAAAUAAAGUUGUUUUGAUCUGUUAAUGUAAUAGGUUAAUUCUAAAAUAAGAUAUCGUUGUUCCUGGCGAAAGAAACAUAUCGAGAUGAUAAUUGAUGAUUUGAUGUCCAAUAAAAUUUGCCAAGAAUUUGGUGAGAUUUCUUGAGGAAACCAGUAACACAAAGGUACACACUGAGCGGCAUCUGUCCGGGAAAAUUUGCCGCAUUGAACACGUAGGGCGUGGUUGAGAACACCCCUCAUUUCUUCGGUAACUGCUAAACGUUUUGACCUGCCCCUGCUAAUAUGGCGGCCGGGUCUGCCAUCUUGAGGCGUAAUUUCCACUCCAGCAAUUCUUCUUAAACCUCCUUGGUGUGCAUGCGUCUAACUUUGCUUUCACAGUGCAGCAUAUGCGUCUAUUCUCGCCUCCUUCAGCGAAUUUCAUCUACCCUGUCUUGACUGACCUAUACCGGACGUACUGACGUCGUUUCGAUGUGCGAGACAUGUUUUCGCUUCUCGUGAUUUUGUUCAACGUUCUCUGUGAAGCGCCUGUUCGAUUGUGUUUUCUUUCGCUGGUGGUUGAAACUCAUCGCUUCCUCGUCAUCAAGUCGGAGACCAAGACUCUAUGUAGACUACGAAAAGGUUGAAGUCACGUGCUGUACAUACGUAGAGAAGCUAUGUAACGCUAGCGUAUAACAUAUAUAUGAACGUUAAGCCGAAUUU
Rhipicephalus sanguineus (brown dog tick) is the source of this 7171-nucleotide messenger RNA. RefSeq names its product neuronal acetylcholine receptor subunit alpha-7. Gene Ontology annotation, biological process: nervous system process; monoatomic ion transmembrane transport; chemical synaptic transmission. Gene Ontology annotation, molecular function: transmembrane signaling receptor activity; acetylcholine-gated monoatomic cation-selective channel activity. NCBI's taxonomy places the organism in Eukaryota, Metazoa, Arthropoda, Arachnida, Ixodida, Ixodidae. The coding region runs from base 176 to 2122 and encodes 648 amino acids. The record is from RefSeq and is a predicted model, not a curated record. The transcript is spliced from 9 exons. Gene Ontology annotation, cellular component: synapse; neuron projection; postsynaptic membrane.